UUCCAUCAAAUUUAAACAAAAGCCAAAACAAAAUAAUUUGAAAUACUAGUCAGCAACAUGUCAUUUGAAAUCAAAAAAUAGAACACAAACUUCAUGCCUUCACUUCGGGCUGCUCGCUCCUCUUCUCUCCUCGCUCCUCUUCUCUCUCUCGCUCUCUCUCCCCCUCCCCCUCUCCCUCUCCCUCUCUGCAUCUAUCCUUCUCCUUGUCUCUCUUGCUAGUAUUGGAUUAUACGCAUCUUUUCUCUCUGUAUACAUUGAUUGUUGUCAUUUUAUUGCUUAAUUUGAUAUCUAUAUGUAUAUAUGUGCGUGUAAUUGAUUUCACUGCUCUAAUUUUUGUAAUUAGGGUUUAACAUUGAAGUUGCUUGUUUUUCUUUAUCCUUGUGUCGCAUUAUCUUCCAGAUGUCACAGCCUUUAGAGUUAAGAAUGUCUGUAGUUACCCUGUCUUAGUUUACUAUUCUGGGGGGCAACACUUGAUUGACAUUUAAGCCAUAUGUUUUGGAGUUCAGCAGCUGUAUGCCAAGUUGAUUUGUGUUUUUAAAAGAGGAAAAGAAGGCAUGGAAAUGAUAGAAUCUGAAGAUUUUAACAAUUUGGUUGCUCCUUUACUUGGUUCCCAAAUCAUGAUAUCGCUGCUUUCAAUUUCCUAAAACUCUGGCUGUAUAUCCAGAACUAUAAUGCGGUGUAGAAAUUUGGUGGAAUGUUUUUUUAGCUUAUUAGUGUGGUCUCGGUUUGUACACAGAGAAACAUGCUUUUCUUGUAUGGGCCUGGUGCCCAAAUUAUAGUAGUCAAAGCUCUUCCUAAUAGAGUCCAAGGUGUGGAAAAAACUUGUUAACAUAAGAAAAUACAGGGCUUCUGUAGUGCUGUAGGGUAGCGAGCGUGUAAUACGUAGGACAGGCAUAACAAUAGAAAUAGAAUUAGCAGCAUAGCCCAUACUUAUAUAUUUAAACAUAAUAUAUAAGUAUUAUGUCUGCAUUGGUGAAUUUGACAAAAUGAGGGCGGAGGACAGGGUCGACAUUCAUGAGGCCAUGGAACAGCAAACCAUUUCCAUUGCCAAAGCUGGUAUAACAACAGUACUGAAUCCUAGAACAUCUGUACUUGCAGCAGCAAACCCUCCAUCAGGACGUUAUGAUGAUCUAAAGACUGCACACGAUAACAUUGACCUACAGACGACAAUUCUUUCAAGAUUUGAUUUGAUAUUUUAUUGUGAAGGACAUCAGGAUGUACAGCCAAGACAAGCUAUCUUGACUCUAUAAGAUGGAGAGCUGGCCAGGAAACAGGGAUGCACAAGCUAACGUUCUGUCUCAAUUACCGACAAGGGAACUUCUUGGUUUGGAAAGUGUUUCCAAGGAUUGUUGUCGUUUCGUAUCAGACCUUAUGUCAGAAAGCUUAUUCAUUCAGCAGCAUUCGAAGAGAAAGAACCAAUUUCUGGUUUCUUUUAGCAGGAAAGUUUCAAAGGGUGUGAUGAUGACAUCAAAUUUGUUAGCUACAUUACUGCCGGAAAGGAAGGGUGCGAAAAGUUUUAGCCUAGAUAAACUAAAUUGGGUUUUGUUACACAUCGAUGAUGACUAGUUAGUUAGAAUAUUUUAUCUUAAACUUUAUUUGUAAUUUUGAACGAGAUUAAAUAUUUAUCUCAUGUAUCACCUACUUCAAAAUAUUAAUUUAGAUAAUUAUUGAAAAACGCAUUUGUGAU
This is a messenger RNA of Daucus carota subsp. sativus, 1687 nucleotides long. RefSeq names its product DNA replication licensing factor MCM5. The record is from RefSeq and is a predicted model, not a curated record. Lineage: Eukaryota; Viridiplantae; Streptophyta; Magnoliopsida; Apiales; Apiaceae. Gene Ontology annotation, cellular component: nucleus; MCM complex. The transcript is spliced from 4 exons. Gene Ontology annotation, molecular function: ATP binding; single-stranded DNA helicase activity; 3'-5' DNA helicase activity. Gene Ontology annotation, biological process: double-strand break repair via break-induced replication; DNA replication initiation. Bases 987 to 1250 code for a protein of 87 amino acids.